Prorocentrum cordatum is the source of this 3632-nucleotide messenger RNA. NCBI's taxonomy places the organism in Eukaryota, Dinophyceae, Prorocentrales, Prorocentraceae. The record is from the annotation of a GenBank genome assembly.
AUGCCCCGACAAGGAGCUGCUGCUGCAGAUUUCGAGGAGAGGAGCCUGAACAAGUGGGCGCGACAACAGGAACACCUCCUGCGCUCGCGCCGGCUGACUGAGGGGCGCGCGCAGGCGCUCCAGAGGUGGAUCCCGUGGGGCGCCGGUCAGAAGGACAGUGUUUGGAACCAGUCUUACGACAGCUUGCGUAACUGGCUCCGUGCGCACGCCAACCGGUACCCGACGAGAGCGAACAACGCUUCCAAGACAGAGAAGUCUCUGCGUACCUUCGCAGACAACUGCCGCCGUUUGUACAACCGAUCACCGGCCUCCGAUGCAGGCAUUGCCGUUCGUCGGUGCGAGCUCCUGCGCGCUCUGCCGGGAUGGGACACGUUCGCGGAGCAGACGUCUUGGGAUAGCAAUUACCAGAGACUUCAGGAGUGGCUGCGCACGCACUGCGGCGCAUUCCCGGACAGCAUGGGCACGUCCUCGACAUCGCCAGAAGAACUGCGCCUUGCUGGGUGGAUCCAGAGGCAGCGCGCUGCGUACCACUCUGUUCCGCGCCGCGCCGCUGGGCCUCACGACGAUCAACAAGGCUGCGCCUGGGCCUCGGGGUGCGCUGCGCCUCCCGUUGCGAGCUUCGCGGGUCUUCGAUAUUGCUUGACCCAUGACCGCAUACUUCGUGCUGAACGCCCCGCUGUCGCAUCUAUUGCGGACUACAGGGACAGCUUCUUCGUCCCGCACCAGGGGAGCGCCCUCGCGAGCGUCUGUGACCAAUGCGGCUCCCACAACUUCGAGGAAGAGCGGGUGCAACGAGCAAACGCUCGGACAAGCAUGCUCGGGCACUUCAGCAUUUGCUGCCAGAACGGCAAGAUUACUCCUGCCCAGAUCCGGACGCCGCCAUGCCCCCCGCCAGAGCUACUCGACAUUCUGCGGGGCACUUCGCGAACGCACCAAGCAGCGCGAGCCGCCCUCAAGAUGUACAACCACGCUUUCGCCUUCGUGUCCUACGGGGCGUCUUGCUUUGUAGACCAGGCUCCAGGGCGCGGCCCACCUGUUGUGAUCUGCCACGGCACCGUAUACCACAACUCGGGCUACCUGUUCCCCCGGGACGGCGACGCCCCCACGUUUGCCCAGGUGUACCUGUACGACCACAACGAGGCCGUGAAGGCGCGCACGGACAACCCUUAUCAUUCCGGGAUCAACGCCGACAUCGUGGAGCACUUGCAGCGCAUGCUCGACCGGGUCAACCCGUACGUGCACCAGUUCCGACACAUGCGGGACAUCGUUCGCAACCACAACCCCACCAACGUGCAAUUGUGCAUUUCCCAGACGGAGGGCCAGGACAUGCGCCGCUACAACAAGCCCCAAACUUACGAGCCAGCCGUGGUGUUCCGCAGCUCCGACGGCGUGCUUCACGGCACCCGGGCGGCCGCUGUGGCCGCGGGCAGCGAGACCACCUUGACGGCGUGGUUCCGCUUGAACGCAGAGCCGCCCGACGGAUUUACGCCUCCGGCUCGCUCGCUGCAUUACGCCGAGGUGCCGCAGUUCUUCUCCUGGAACCGCAGCAGUUUCUCGGACCUCGCCACCGUCGUCCAUUCGGACGGCAAUCGCCAAACAUUCUACCAGCGGCGAUGGAACGACGACACCUCCACGUGGGAGAACUCGGACGUGCCAGAUUACCGGCGAGCAUGCGAGGAACAAGGCUUUGCGAACUCCAGCGACGAGUACGCCCGCUGCAUGGAGGAGGCCGCUCGCCUACGGAGCGCCCCAGCGCUGCGCCGUCUCUUCGCCAUGUUGCUCCUCCAUUGCGAGCUCGCCUCCCCCGUGACCUUGUGGCAGCGAUUCGCGAAUGACCUCUGCGAGGACUUCCAGCGGCACCUCAGCGAGACCGACUCGGAGAACGCAGCGCUUCUGCACGUUCAAGAGGCACUCAGCCAGGCUGGGAAGACGCUGACGGACUUCGGAUUGCCAACGCCCACGGACCACGACGUCGCGGGCCUGCAGCCCCGAGAUGUUCGUAGGGAAACCGCCUACGACGCAGAAGAGGAAUGGACAUCUGCGCGGUCCCAUCGGUCUAUGAUGAACGACGCGCAAGCGAUCGUGUUUGACCAGGUCGCCGACGCCGUCAUCGGAGCCCGUCCGCUCGCCGUGUUCAUCGACGGCCCCGGCGGCACGGGCAAGACCUUUGUGUACAAGGUGCUCCCCGUCAUCCCACGGGUUGCCCGCGAAGACCUCGUUCAGCAUUCGCUGCUGAACCACCCUUUGUGGCGCGCGGGCGUUGUGGAGGUCCACGCCCUGACGGAGAACAUGCGGGCCAGGGGCGACGCCGAUUGGCAGCGUUUCCUCUUGGACAUCGGAGACGGCCGCGCACCGACCUUUCCGGACAUCCACCCCGAGGCCGUGCGCCUGCCCGACAACAUCGUCGCCCCCAGCCAUUGGGGGCCGGAGGACCUCGCGCGCGCCAUCUACGCCGACAUCGCUGCGUCAGCGGCGAGGUGCGUCGGGGGCGACGUGGCCGCCGAAGACUUGCAGUACUUCUGCGAUAGGGCGAUUCUCACUCCGAAGAACGCGACGGCCGACUCAGUGAACGUCGCUAUAUUGCGCGAAGCUUUCCCGGACACGACCGUCACGUACUACAGCGUGGACGACGUGGACGCCGCGUCGCCGGCGGAGCGGGACCUCUGGCCGACGGACUUCUUGAACAGCCUCACGCCGUCUGGACUGCCGCCCCACGAGCUCGCGCUCGCGCCGGGGGCCCUGGUCAUGUUGCUCAGAAAUUUAGACGCCGACGCGGGCCUGGUCAACGAUACAGAGAUGCCGCUCGCGGGCGCCGCUUCCAGCAGUGACGACGCACCGGCGUUCCUGGACGAGGGCUCCGAGGCGCCGCCGAGCCCCGCUGCUCGGCCGCGACGCUUCGCGCGGGACCACGGGCCAGACGACAUCGAUGAGUUCGGGCCGGCGCCCCCAGACGAUGCUUCUGCUAACGUCGUCCUCGCACCGCUGCGCCAGCGCGGAGCAGUCGUGGACGCCCCAGCGCCUCCUGAGACGCUGUUCCAAACAUGCGCAGCCACAGAGAACGACAAUCCCAGUGCAGAUUCCGCCGACCCCAUGCCCUCAACACAGCUACGAUGCGAGGCCGCCAGCUCAUCGAAGCAGAGGGAUCGAUUCACCGGAUUCUUCGAGCGGCAGCGCGGCGCCCAUUGCGGCAUGCACGCGCUCAACAACGCCCUGGGCUUCGCGCUGCUCGACGAGGGAACCAUGGAGGCAUCCGCCCAUGCAUUCAUCGAGCAUGCCGCUUUAGACGGCCUCCCACAGCGCCUGCGCGACCACGUGAGCCCCUCUGGAGAUUAUUCCGAGGCGGUGCUGGCGUUUGUGCUUCAACGAUGCGGAAACAGUUUCUCCUUGAACCUCAAUGCUCCCGUUCUACCACAGGACGCGAUGAACAUUUUUGCGCCUAACGUGGUCGGGGUCGUGGUAAACCAGAACAACGCACAUUGGAUUGCGGUGAAGGCUGUGUCCGGCCGAAUCUGGAAGUUGGACAGCGCACCAGGUGAUGGACGUAGUGUUGCGGAGCCUGUACUCUGUGAGCUUAGCGACUUCCAGAAGCUCCUGCGCAGACAUCCCACCGCGUACCCACUGCUCGACAUCCG